GCUUAGUAUGUUUUUAAAGUACAUAGUAAAUAUUUAAUAUGAAGAAAAGCAUAAAUUAGGAUAAAAAUCUUAUUUCGAUAUUAUAUACAAAUACAAUACACUAAAGUCUGUGAUAAAAAAAAUUAAUUAAUAAAAAUCACAGUUAUCACCUAUCAAUUUAUACUAUGAGCAAAAUUAAAAUGGAAGAAUUAAUUUUUAUAAUUAUAAGUACAUUACUUUUAAGUCAAAUAGGGAGUUGUGAGCUUCAAGGUCCUGAUAAAUUAGAAAACAAAGAUAAUGCAGAAAAACCUCCUCUUCGAAACAAUGAUCGGAAAUCUUCUGAGCUUCAUGAAAAAAUUAAUACACCGUCCUUAACUUCUGAAAGUAAAGAGCUAAAUUACCAAACGAGGGGUAUGGCAAUUCAAAAACUUUCUGAGAACAUAGAAAAAAUAGAAGAGCAACGCAAGUUAAAGGAACUAGUUACAGAUCAACAUGUAGAUGAGAUUGAAGCUUCAAAGCUUUAUGAACAAGCAAUCAGCAUUUUUAAUAAGACAAGCGCUGAUAAGUCUGUUGGAUAUUUGAUUUUGAAUAAGGCAGCAAAUUUAGGUCAUUCUCUUGCAAAAGCAGAACUAGCUUGGGCUCAUCUUCUUGGACAUUUCGUUGAAUUGGAUAUUGAAUAUGCUAGAAGUACUUUUGAAGAACUUGCUCAGAAAGGGAUACCUGAGGCGCACAUGGGAUUAGGGUUUAUGUAUUCUAUUGGAAUUGGGUAUAACGUUAGUCAGUCUAAAGCUUUAGUCCAUUAUUAUAUCGCUGCAAUGGGUGACAAUACAUUUGCCCAAAUGGCUUUAGGUUACAGAUUUUCAUUUGGUAUUAACGUGCCUAGCAGCUGCGAGAAAGCUUUGGAAUAUUACAGGAGAGUGGCAAAAAAAGUUUCUGAUAAAAUCACAUUUGCUAGUGGUCCAGCAAUUCAUCGUGUGCGUCUGCUCGAUGAAAUUGAGAAUCCAGGUGGACAUGAAAAUGAUUUAGUGGAAUAUUACCAACUUCUAGCUGAUAAGGGAGAUGUUCAAGCUCAAAUCGCUUUGGGACAAUUAUACUAUCAAGGCGGACGUUCAACUCCCCAAAAUCAUGAGAAGGCACAUGAUUAUUUUACACAAGCUGCAAAUGCCGGUAAUGCGAUUGGAUACGCUUUCUUAGGUAAAAUGUAUUUAGAAGGAAGCGAAUACUUCAAAGCUGAUAAUGAUGCUGCAUUCAAGCUUUUUAAAAAAGCUGCAGAAUUAGGAAACCCUAUAGGUCAAAGUGGACUUGGAUUAAUGUAUCUUCUUGGAAGAGGUGUUGAGAAAGAUACAACAAAGGCUUUAAAUUAUUUUACACAAGCUGCUGAUCAAGGUUGGGUUGAUGGCCAGUUGCAGCUAGGAAAUAUGUAUUUCACUGGAAACGGUGUCAAGGUAGAUUUCAAAUUGGCAAUAAAAUAUUUCAACUCAGCCUCCCAGUCAGGACAUGUUUUAGCCUAUUACAAUUUAGGAACUAUGCAUGCCUUGGGAUUGGGUAUGAUGAGGCAAUGUCCAGUCGCGGUGGAGUUUUUCAAAAAUGUUGCUGAAAGAGGUCGUUGGAGCGAAAAAGUUAUGAAUGCUUAUCAAGAUUUUAAGUCGUACCAUAUAGAUGAAUCUUUCAUGCAGUAUGCACUUCUUGCUGAAAUGGGAUAUGAGGUUGGCCAAACUAAUGCAGCGUUCUUAUUAGAUCGCGGAGAUGUUCAGUUAUUUAAAGAUCGAUCUGGGGAUUUAGUGCGUGCUUUUAAUUACUGGAAACGUGCCGCCUCUCAGGGAUACUCUGCCGCACAAGUUAAAUUAGGAGAUUAUUAUUAUUAUGGCUUAGGAACAUUUAGAGAUUAUGAAACUGCCGCAUCCCUCUACAGAAAAGCUUCUGAUCAACAGUAUAACGCACAAGCUAUGUUCAAUUUGGGUUACAUGCAUGAACAAGGGCUUGGAAUGAAAAAAGAUUGGCAUUUGGCUAAACGACUUUAUGAUUUAGCAGCAGAAACUAAUGCAGAUGCUAAAAUCCCAGUAGCCCUGGCACUACUAAAAUUACAAGUUCUUAUAAAAUUGGAAACAGUUAAAGAAUCUCCUUUCAGAUUCGUGCUUCAUUUAGAUGAAAACAUUGCGGCAAAUUGGGAUUUGUAUUUGAUAACAAUAUUAACACUACUUCUUGGUUUUGUAAUUUAUAAUAGAAGACCGCCGCAAAUUCAAGACAAUAUUGGUGCUCAGCAACCGCCAAGACAAAAUAAUAAUGAUGCUCCACAACAAAAUAAUGAAAACUAAAUAAUUAAUUUAUUUCAAUUCCUUUUGUUAUAGUAUAUAUUGUAUAUUUUAUAAAUUAAAACUGAAAGCUAGUAAUAUUUUUA
Molecule: messenger RNA, 2377 nt
Organism: Condylostylus longicornis
Lineage: Eukaryota; Metazoa; Arthropoda; Insecta; Diptera; Dolichopodidae
Gene: Hrd3
Product: protein sel-1 homolog 1
Exons: 10
Coding region: 165-2294 (709 amino acids)
Biological process (GO): ERAD pathway
Cellular component (GO): endoplasmic reticulum membrane
Molecular function (GO): protein binding
Source: RefSeq, a predicted model, not a curated record